Molecule: messenger RNA, 5099 nt
Organism: Seriola aureovittata
Lineage: Eukaryota; Metazoa; Chordata; Actinopteri; Carangiformes; Carangidae
Exons: 2
Coding region: 310-2784 (824 amino acids)
Biological process (GO): regulation of DNA-templated transcription
Molecular function (GO): DNA-binding transcription factor activity, RNA polymerase II-specific; RNA polymerase II cis-regulatory region sequence-specific DNA binding
Source: RefSeq, a predicted model, not a curated record
AAUGCCAAGCUAACGUGAAAGCGGCUCGGUUGGUCGUGUUGACAAGCGUCUGUAUCAAAUCCAGAGAAGGGAUUUUAAACAGUCGAUUCACUUUGAAUAUAUGUAACGGAUCAUAAAAACGCAUUUACACAACACUCCAAACAGGGGGCAGAUGACUCCAUUGUCAGUUCACGGUUUCAUCGGCCUUUGCUUCCCUGACGAGUAAACGCUGGAUGUCAGGCGAAGAUGGAUGUUUAUUUCACUGUGUAACUGCAGCCUUUGAUUUGUGGGACCCUGCCGCCAGAUGACCAGUGGACCUCACUGUUCAACAUGAAACCUGUCGGUUAUCAAAGCAUCCCAUCAUCUGUGAAUGGUGGACAUCAGAACUUGCCCUUGGAUCGUGUAUUAAGCACUUCAAAUGUGAUGUAUUGUGAGAAAUGUGGAUUUGCUUCUGCAGACGCUGCAGUGUUUAAGAAGCAUAUGAUUGAACACAUGGGGACAAGAUUUUACUGUUUUUAUUGCAACAAUGUCUCAUUCAGUGAGGCAGAGUUAAAUGCACACCUGAAACAACAUACUGCAAAAUAUCCAUUCAAAUGUCCUCACUGUGGACAGGGCUAUAUGAGGAGGCUGUGCCUUGUGAAGCACAUUGAGCGUCUGCAUAGUAAAAGCAUUAGUCAAGGACCUGCUAAGCCUGGCAUGGCUAAAACUUCUCAUGUGCCUGUCUCCAGUGCCUUACCAAGUGUGCCCACCGCUGAUCCGUCAUCAGUUCGACCAGCUGUCCGGGUGACAAUACCCACCCUGAGUGCACCUGCAGUCAGACUGGGCAAAGAUGAACAGAGGGGGAAAACACUGGACACAAAUGUAUCAAAUGGCACGAAUGGAAAUACAGAACGUUUGUCCCCUUUGAGUGGACUCAUUCAGCACAACAGGGCGCUAACAGUUUCUCUUCCAGAGGAAGUAACAAUCCCUGCUGGCUGCUUGGUUGAACUUGUUGAGGUGAAAACUGUUAAUGGGACAAAGGAGCUUAAAUUGAGGCUCGUCACUCAACAAGAAAAUGAGUCUGUGAUAAAAGACACAAGGACCACAGUCUCUCAAAACACUGCUAUGGGGAAGCCAUUAUCAUCUACACUAAAUCAUCCAAACACAGUGAAGUCUCUGAGUAUGGGGAUGUGCACAGUCAACAGGAAACAGUGUGAAACAAAGACAGUGAAUGUGGAGCGUCCUGCUGUUGUCCCAGUCAGUAUUUCCAAAAACCUUCCGAAUCAAGGAAGCAAAGAAAAGAGUGGAUUCAAAAGACCAUCACAAGAAAUAAUCAACUUGGAGUGCAACACAGUCAUUCCAAACAAGCUUCCCAAAAGUAUCCUCAAUCCUGUAAGAGACGGAAAUAGUGGGAUCAGAGUUGCAACAAGAGAAGCUGUAAAUCAUAAUGCAGCUCCUCCGACUGUUAUCACCACCAGGGUUGCCAACAGGUUGUCUAGCACCCUGCAUCCAGACAACAUGGCAACUGGUGUUUCUCAGAGAGCAGUGGAGGAGAGGAAGAAUUUAAUUCCAGAGCAUUCCCAGAGUAUCUUAGCCCGGAGAGCAAGUGACACAAAAAACAUCCCCAGAGAUGUGUCGAUGGCUGUGAAGCUGGAACCCGGGGAGAUCCGCCACAGGAACAACAUUGCUUCAAAAACAAUGAAAGAUGCAGUGAGCUCUAACCAGCAAAGUCUGAAAUCAGCUUCUCUUUCCUUGAGUGUUCCCUCAGCUGCAGCUGUCCAAGUGAGACCGCCAGCGAUUUCGGCAUGUAAGGAUAAUGUUGUCACAAAUCAAUCUUUCCCAACACUCAGGACUCUAAAUGAGCCCUCAACCGUCAAAGCCCCUUUGCUUUGUAAUCAUUUAAAUUCAAAGAUUUCAGCUUGGACCCCAGUCAGAACCAUUGAGAGAGCAGGAGAAGUAGACAUGCCAGAACCUGAGGGUUUUCCAGUAAUUUCAUCUGUGUUCUCUUUAAGUCAACAACCAGAGGAGGCCCAAGGCUCCAUUCAGCCUCUUGUAAUGGCUCUGCGUGGCAUAGUGAUGGAUAAAAGUGACAGUUCUGGCACUACACCUCAAGAUCACAUCAAGAUGACAAACAACACAGAACAGGUGAAGGAGGCACCGAAAUCAGGGUACUGCGCUCCGAUUCCCGCAAAAGAUGGAUCCUUCAUCUGUGAUCCUUUACCGAGAGAGCAGACCACUGACUCUGUAAAAGUAGAGGAGUAUGAUAAAGGGAUCCAGCAUCCUCCUGCACUGAUUAACAACCACUUCCAUGUCAAGAAGGAAACAAAGAGCACUACGCCAAAAGAUGAUAAUAAAUGCAGUCACACACCUGAUUCUAAAUCUUCAACAGAUCAGGAAUCUGCUUCUAAAAUAGAUCCUCUACAGCAAAUGGCAAAAAGUGAGCAUGACAUCUCCUCAAAGUUCCUCACUGUCUCUCUGAAAAGGGUACAAGUAGGCAUGUGGAAAAAAAGUAAGAAAGGACUGAAACUUAGAAUAUCCAAAUGUAAGACACAUUUACCUAUGGGCAGUGUAACUGAUUGUGCAGUUAUUUACCCGAUGCCGCUGAAGGUGGACCAGCUGGUGAAACGACCAGGCCCCAACCAGCCCGUAGUGGUACUCAAUCACCCAAAGCCCCGGUCCCCUGUACAGGGAGCGAGAGCAGACACUUUCGCUGACACAGGAGCCUCUGAGGUGGUUCCAAAGUGCCAAAUCUUAAAAAUGAGGCUGAGCAAAGUGAUGGGACAGAAAUAUGAAGUGAUGGGGUGCACUGUCAGAGUCUUUCCAUGAAUUUAUUGGACAACGCAUCAAUGGAAAGAAGUGUACAUUUAUUUGGAAAUAACUAGUAUUACAAUGGGAAUAUGCUGACUUAAAAAAAACUGACACAAUAUUGAGGCAGUUGUUUUCUUUUGUGAGCAUUAGAUUUAUCACUGAACAUUGUUAUAUGUUUGUCUAUAUAGGCAUGGGAUACGGAUUAUUCAAGUGCAAUGCAGUUUUGACUGCUUUUUCAUUGAAUAUGGACCAUCUGCUGUAGUAGAUUGCCGUCAGUAAUACACAGAUGUUAAAAACUGUUAAAGAAGUUUGAGAAACCAGUAGAUCUGCCAGAGUUAAGGCAUUAACGCAUGCUGUUUAUUUAAAAUGAUGUCUUUUUUAUUUCUGUUUUGUUUGCAUCAGUAAGGUUUCACGGUUUAUUUGGUCCCAUUUAAAAUGCAAGCUCAAGUAGAUGCAAUAUGUGCAGCACACCUGAGUUUAUCAAAGAUGCAUUCAGAAUAAAAACAGUGCCAUUUAUAAUAUAAAUAAAGCCAUUGAUUUUGCCAAUAUUAAUGAUGGAAAAAUCAGUGGUUUCUUUGUUUGUUGUGUUGGUAGGUAGUUGUGUAGACACUUAUGUGGCAAUUCAAGAGUUGCAUCCAAAAAGUAUACAUUUCAACGCUGAUAACUGGGACACAUUUCAAAGGCUUCUCCAAGUUUGACCUGAGAAAUGUGGCUUUCUUAGAGAUCACAGUGUUUUACUGGGUUGGUCACUUGUUUGGUGGUGUGUUCAGGCACUCCUUGCAAACUCAUAUUUGGGAAGUAUUACAUGACUGUUGUGUUUUUCAGAUGGUCAUCAGUCACUGGUAAGUUCAUCAAAUGAAUUGGGCCAAUGAAAAAGCCACUGCUAGUUGUAAAUACUUCACACCUGUGUGUGGAAUUUGCACGUUCUCCCCAUCUCUGCAUGGGUUUCCUCUAGGCAAGUCCAAAACAUGCAGGUUUGGUUAAUUGUUUGUCUCUAUAAGUCAGCCCUGUGAUAGACUGGCCACUUGUCCAGGGUAUACUUCAUCUUUUUCCCCAGUGUCAGCUGGGAUUGGCUUCAGUCGUAAUGAAAAGGUGGAUGCAGGUGUAAAUAGGGAAAGCUAGGCAUAAACACCAGCACUUGUUACAAUAUUGAAUAUAAGAAAUGGAGGUUUGCAAGUUGUCCGUUGUAUGUUGUGAGAAGUGAAAUGUCACAGUUGUACUGUAAACUUUUCCCAACAGUACUUUGCUGGCCAUUGAUAAACUUGAAUGUUUUUUGCGUUACCAUUAGACCAGGAGUGCCUGAAUGCACUGUUAUUUUUGGUUUCUGUGAGGCUAGAGCCUAAUAAACUCUAAUACUGAUGAAUGAGAAAGAUGAACUUAUUAAUGGCUAUUUAUCUGUUUAAAACGCUGCCAGAGAGCUUAAAGGGCAAAAGUAGUCUUAAAUAAUCAUGGUGAUUUUUUAAAAAAAUAUUGUUCAGUCUUAUUUUAACCUGAACUUGAGCAUUACUGUAUACUUUUUAUUAUUUCUACCACAUAUGUUUUUCAUGGAUCUGAUGAGUAAUUAAUUACAGAUGUUUGUGACUAUUUGAGCUACAGCCCUAGAAACCAGUGUUAAUUCCAUGAAAUCCUCUUGGAUCAUUGUUUGUCUUUGUGUCGUACAGUUUGCAAUGUUGCCAUAAUUCAGAAAAAAACGAGGACCCUUAAACAAAACCCAGCUUACAACCUGUUAAAAACUAUUGUAUAUUUUUCAAAAAUCAUGAAAAGGACAUAAGCAACCUUCUGUCCUUAUACUUUGCAGAUCUGUUUCUCUUCUUAACAGCAGCAUUAUGACACCUGUGUCUUCUUGUUUAUAAUGUAAUCAUGAUGUAUGAGGUGCUAGACCUAUGAUUAAAUUUAUAGGUUUUGGUUGCCCAUAGUUUUUAUUGUGUAUAUACUUUUUGGUCACCCACAGAUUUUAUUGUGUAUAUACCUAUGAAAACAAAACGUGAUGACUGGUGUUCCUAAUCAGUAGGGGAUGGUUAACAUUCCACUGCCUCUUCUGCAACAGCAGUUAUGUUGUGCUUUUCUUUUCUUACAUUGCAGUGUUUGAAGCUGCUGCGCAGUCUUUGUUAUAUAUAAUCAUUUUAAAGGUGUUUGACUGUUUGUUUUUUUUGAUACUUUACUUUGCCUUUCAUUCACUCCUUAUUUGUGUGAGAAUUAUUCAUGUUGCAGUUUAAACUGUUCUUGGUUUUACUAAAUUCAGUGUUUAUCAUUAUUGUGUUCCCCAUGCUUUUAUAAACUAUUGUGUAACACCUUUUUCAUUUAAAACAAAGUAAAUAUGAUCACGAUUUUUA